GAAAAGAAAAGUGAGAGGCAAAGGAACAAGUAUGACACCCUAAUAGGUUUCUCUAUAAAUAUGUUAGAAAACCCUUAAACCCUCUUCUCUUUCUCCUCUCCACCGUUUCGCUCUCCCUUUCAAAUGGAUCGACCAAUGGAGUUUUGGGGUGUUGAGGUUAAGGCUGGACAAUCGGUUAAAGUUGAUCCAAAUGAUCAAUGUACGGGAUACAUUCACAUUUCUCAAGUUGCACUUGGGGAAGGGAAGAAAGGCGAAGCAAGUGAAUCUGUUGUUCUGUAUUUGAAAGUUGCUGAUAUGAAGUUUGUUAUAGGAACUCUUACUAAGGAUUCCUUUCCUCAGACUACCUUGAAUAUCGUUCUAGACGGGGAGUCUGAACUUUCUCACAAUUCAAAGGGCGCAAGUGUCCAUUUUUCUGGAUACAAACUUAUUUGCGGUGGUGAUGAUGAUGACUCUGACAGUUCUGAUAGUGAACCUGAACUUGCUCCUUUGGUGGACCGUGCUCAAGCUUUGAAGGCUGCUAAUUCUGGUAAACCUGCUGAACCUGAAGAAGAAUCAGAGUCUGAUUUUUCUGGGUCUGAUAUUUCAAUCAAUGAAGAGAGUGAUACUGAGGAGAGUGAGAGUGAAGAAGAGACUCCUGCUAGUGAGAGUGAAGAAGAGACUCCUGCUAAAAAGGUGGAUGAGGGCAAGAACAAAAAGAGAACAAAUGAGACCGGAUCACAAACUCCCGUUCCUACCAAGAAAGCUAAAGAUGCUACUCCUGAAAAGACUGAUGGUAAAAAAAGUGUGCAUAUAGCAACUCCCCACCCUAUGAAGAAGGGUGGAAAAACUCCUCAGAAUGCUGCAAAGGACCAGAGUCCCAUUUCUAAGAAGCCUGCUACCACCAAAUCUGGUCAACAAAAUAAAAAGUCUAAGCAAGAUCGCCGUUGAUAUUUCAUGUAUUACAGUUAGUAUGGUAAUGUCUGAUGUUUUAUCCUAGCUUUAGAGUUGGUACACUGGAAAAUUUAAGGUGAAAACAUAGUUUGGAAAUUUUGUUGACAUUGUUGAACCCCCGAUAUUUAAUCUUGGUAGUAAAUUUGUGUCUGGGUUUUGGAGAGCGUCAAAGUUCAACAUGUACUUUGAUAUAAUUUUUUGGUUGAAUCUAAUCUGAUGCAAAGCUUUCCUUUUA
Molecule: messenger RNA, 1165 nt
Organism: Medicago truncatula (barrel medic)
Lineage: Eukaryota; Viridiplantae; Streptophyta; Magnoliopsida; Fabales; Fabaceae
Product: histone deacetylase HDT1
Exons: 10
Coding region: 124-927 (267 amino acids)
Source: RefSeq, a predicted model, not a curated record